UACGUCGCGGCCUCGCUGCUCUCGACAGCAGUAUUAAUGCAGUGGCAGGCUAUGAAGGUCGCCGACGUUCGGAGGAAAGCAGGCGUCGAAUACCCUCGAAUGUACGCUGACAGUGAGGCAGAGAAGGACUCACUCAAUGCAAGGAUCUUCAACUGCACCCAGAGAGCACAUCAGAACACGAUAGAGAACUUCCCUAUCAUCCUCACAACGACACUCGUCACUGCCUCAAAGUACCCAACUAUUGCGGCUGCUGCAUGUGGGGCCGUCAGCAUUCUGAGAGUCGUCUACACCAUCUCCUACGGAAGCGGUGAUCCCGAAAAGGCAUGUUUUAUUUUUUGUUCAUUACCUUCCUCAACACUGAUC
Molecule: messenger RNA, 363 nt
Organism: Stereum hirsutum FP-91666 SS1
Lineage: Eukaryota; Fungi; Basidiomycota; Agaricomycetes; Russulales; Stereaceae
Exons: 4
Cellular component (GO): membrane; nuclear envelope; endoplasmic reticulum
Molecular function (GO): glutathione peroxidase activity; glutathione transferase activity
Source: RefSeq, a predicted model, not a curated record